CCCAUGGAGAUACCUCUCACCCGGCUGACCUUUCCCCAAGGCCUGCUGAUUGUGGUGGCCGGGGCUGAGUUCCUGGUCGGCUUGCUUGGGAAUGGCGUCCUUGUGGUGUGGAGUCUGAAAGAAUGGGCCAGGAGAGCCAACCUGACCCCCUACAGCGGGAUCAUCCUGGGCCUGGCCGCCUCCCGCUUUCUCCUGCAGUGGCUGAUCAUGGCGGACCUUGCCUUGUUUCCGUCCUUCCAGGGUAGCUGGCAGCUCUACAUCCUCAGUCUCGUCUGGGUCCCGGUGAGCCAGGCCAGCGUGUGGUUUACCACCUUCCUCAGUGUUUUCUACUGCCUGAAGAUCGCCACCUUUGAGUACCCUGCCUAUGUGUGGCUGAAGCGGCAGGCCUACCACCUGAGCCUCUGGUGCCUCCUUGGUUACUGCAUCCUCACUCUGAUCUUGGUGGACCACAUCAUCCGACAAGCCUACGUGCUCUUCAAGAGCAACAGUAGCAUCCCGCAUUCCCCUAUAGGGCAGCAUUACGGCUACCUAACCCUGCUCAACUCCGGGAGCUGGCUCCCCUUCCUGCUGUUUCUGCUGUACUCUGGGAUGCUGAUGGCGUCCCUGUACAGGCACCACCGGAAGAUGCAGGUCUUCAAGGCGGGCAGGAGAGAUGCCCAGGCCCAGGCUCAUAUCAUGGCCUUGAAGUCCCUGGGCUGCUUCCUGGUUCUCCACAUAGUAUAUAUCCUGGCCAGCCCCUUCUCCAUCACUUCCAAGCACCCAUCUCCAAGUCUCACCUCUGUCCUCUUCUUCGAGACCCUCAUGGCCGCCUCCCCCUCUCUUCACUCUGCCCUCCUUGUCCUGGGCAACCCAAGGGCCAAGGAGCUUUGGCGCAGAAUCCUGCAGAAGGUGGUGGGCACGUGCAGAGAUGGGGGCCCCUGUCUUGAGGAGAUGGGGGCAGAGGGCUGUGUAAGACACCGAUGA
This is a messenger RNA of Echinops telfairi (small Madagascar hedgehog), 963 nucleotides long. It is a transcript of the gene TAS2R5, whose product is annotated as taste 2 receptor member 5. Lineage: Eukaryota; Metazoa; Chordata; Mammalia; Afrosoricida; Tenrecidae. Gene Ontology annotation, biological process: sensory perception of taste; G protein-coupled receptor signaling pathway; detection of chemical stimulus involved in sensory perception of bitter taste. Gene Ontology annotation, cellular component: membrane. Bases 4 to 963 code for a protein of 319 amino acids. Gene Ontology annotation, molecular function: bitter taste receptor activity; G protein-coupled receptor activity. The transcript has a single exon. The record is from RefSeq and is a predicted model, not a curated record.